AUGGGUGUUACGGAAACUUCCCGGUCUGACCAUUCCCAAAAAAGGCAGUCACACACCCAGGGCCAAAGGCUUUCCCUGCUGGAAGCGCAGCCCCUGCACGGCUCCAGCGACCCGUACGGUCGCCUCCUGACCCAGCCUCUCUCCUCCGCUCGAGUCUUCGGCUUCAUCCCCCCCACCAUGUGCAAUGACUUGGCCGGCGUCACCGGUCUUCAUCUCCUUUGUAACCCGAAAGGGCAGAGCCCAGAGCGAGAGAGGCGAGAGCUGCUGGAGCGCUGCCGCAGCCUCGGGCCCGGCCGGAGCAGCGCGGGCCGUGCCCCGGGGCCGUCCGAGGGCAGGAGGAGCCCGGGGCCGUCCGAGGGCAGGGAGAGCCCGGGGCUGUCCGAGGGCAGGGAGAGCCCCGGGGCUGUCCGAGGUCAGGCAGAGCCCGGGGCCGCCCGAGGGCAGGAAGAGCCCGGGGCCGCCCGAGGGCAGGGAGAGCCCGGGGCCGCCGGCCGCCUCACGGGCCCGCGCAGCCUCCUUCGGGGAGCCCGCCGAGGCCUCGCCCGUUCCCGCGCCCGUUCCCGCGCCCGUUCCCGCGCCCGUUCCCGCGCCCGUUCCAUAGGUCUCCGCCCUCGGUCGUUCCCCGCGUGCCGCGGCCUCGCGUGGCGCCGCAGGCGCGUGGGGGACGCGGUUCUCUCGUUGCCCGUGGUUAUGCUGCUGCCGCGGUUCUGUUGCUGCCGCGGUUCUGCCGUUCCCCGGAGCCGGCGCUCAGAGCUGCCUAACCCUCUCUGGGAGCAGCAGCUUGUUCCGCGUUGGGAGCACUGCGCGUCCGUGCCGCCUUCUCGGAGGUUUCUGGCCGCAGCCACCGCGUGGGGCGAAUUCGUCUGCGCAAGCAGCGCCCGGGUCCUUCCUUGCUGCCGGGUUGCCCCCAGCAGGGCCAUGGCGUUGCACGCCCUGCAGAAGAGACUCAGGGGGCUCUUCAGCGAUAGGCGACAGCAGUCGCCAUCCAGCAGCCCGUCUGGGCAGCCCUGUGCCACCACCAGCGGUGCCGCCGAGCACAGGGAGAAGGUCCAGGGCAGGCUGCACCGCGCGGCUGCCCGCGGCGACCUGGCCUGGCUCAGACGGUGGCGCUGGUAUUAUAAGAGAGUCGGCAUCGACCCGCCAGACCAGCAGAGGCGGACGCCUCUGCAUCUUGCUUCUGCGAAUGGCCACGCAGAUGUCAUUAGAUAUCUAGCAGGAAAGAACUGCAAGCUGGAUGUGGCUGAUAACUUAAAAAGAACUCCACUGAUGAGGGCAGUACAGUGCCAGCAAAAGAAAUGUGUGGCUGUUCUGCUAGAACAUGGUGCUGACCCAAAUCUGGCAGAUGCUGAUGGCAACACUGCCCUUCACCUGGCUGUCCUGUCUGGUAACACCACUGUAGCAGGGCUGUUGCUUGAGCACAAUGCCAGUAGUGAUGCUGAGAACCAGGAGGGAUAUACCCCCUUAAAGCUUGUCUCCAAGCAGCAUGAAGAGAUGCUGGAGUGUCUUCUAAAAAAAGCAGGUGAUGGGUGUGCUGCUGAGCAGUGUGAAAGGACUGCUCUUGCGGUUACUACAAGCCAUGAGGCUGAUGUGGAGGAAGAGAACCUGCGCUUGCAGGAAGACAAACUGCACUUGGAGGAAGAGUUGGAGAAGGUUAAAGUGGAGUUGCAGGAGAUGGAAGAGAAAUAUCUAAAUUCUGAGCGUUGUGUUCAGAACUUGAUGGCUGCCUUGGAGGAGAAAAAUAGACAAGAGGUAGCUGCUACCCUGGAACUGGAGGACCAGCUGUCGGCAUACGUUGAGUACCAGAGUACUGUGAAACAACUGGAAGAACACAUGCUACGCCUUGAAAUUCAGAAUGCCAGAUUGGAAGCCACUGUCCAGCAACAAAGCAACAGGACUGAAGCCCUGCAGAGAGACCAUCAAGCCUCUGCCUCAUUGCAGGAGAUGGAAGAGAAAUAUUUAAAUUCCGAACGUUGUGUUCAGAACUUGAUGGCUGCCUUGGAUGAGAAAGACAGACAAGAGGUAGCUGCUGCCCAGAACCAGGUGUCAGCAUAUUUUGACUACCAGACUACAGUGAAACAACUGGAAGAACACGUGACACGCCUUGAAAUUCAGAAUGCCAGAUUGGAAGCCACUAUCCAGCAACAGAACGACAGGUUUGAAGCCCUGCAGAGAGACCUACCAGCCUCUGCCUCAUUGCAGGAGAUGGAAGAGAAAUAUCUAAAUUCUGAGCGUUGUGUUCAGAACUUGAUGGCUGCCUUGGAGGAGAAGGAAAGAGAAACAACUGCUUCUGCCAAGAAACUGCAGGACCAGGUGUUGAAAAAUUUGGAGACUGUGAAACAACUGCAAGAAGAGAUGCAACGCCUUGGAUUUGAAAAGACCUGUUUGGAAGCAACUGUCCAACAACAAAGCAGCAGGAUUGAAGCUCUGCAGAGAGAGCGUCGAGCCACUACCUCAGCACAGGCAGCCUCCCAGGAGAGACUGGAACACAUCAAAGCAAGUCAUCAUGCUUCUCGGAGAAACCAGCUAAAAGACAGAAUUGGAGAUCCUGAAUGUGAAUUGAACAAGAUAAAAAAUACUCCACAAGACAGUACUUUCCCAGAAGAAUGUGCACAGGCAGAAGUGGAAGAGGACAAGGAGCUGUAUCCGGAGGAAGUGAAAACUAGACGAUGCCUAGCAAAGAAAGUGGAAAGGCAAGUCCAUAUUUUUUUGGAGUGGUAA
Oenanthe melanoleuca is the source of this 2718-nucleotide messenger RNA. RefSeq names its product ankyrin repeat domain-containing protein 18A-like. The transcript has 15 exons. NCBI's taxonomy places the organism in Eukaryota, Metazoa, Chordata, Aves, Passeriformes, Muscicapidae. The coding region runs from base 1 to 2718 and encodes 905 amino acids. The record is from RefSeq and is a predicted model, not a curated record. Gene Ontology annotation, molecular function: protein binding.